Molecule: messenger RNA, 1209 nt
Organism: Neurospora tetrasperma FGSC 2508
Lineage: Eukaryota; Fungi; Ascomycota; Sordariomycetes; Sordariales; Sordariaceae
Exons: 6
Coding region: 1-1209 (402 amino acids)
Source: RefSeq, a predicted model, not a curated record
AUGUACUUUAAUUUGUUAGGGGGAAGGCUAGCGCAGUUUGGUAUUACACCCACCGGUCACGAAGAGCUUCUCGAGCACAAUCCACUAAGCAACGUCACUGAGGCCAACAUUCAAUCUCCUAUCCACCUAGCCAACCUCGCGAACGACAGCUCACCGAUCAGACAUAUUCCUGGAAGCAUCUCCCCCGCCUCACGCAUUGAGGUCCGCUUGUCUACCGAUAGUCUUCAUUAUGCAAACAACCAUACAGGUGGUAGUUCCACCCUCAGCGACCGGGAGUUGAGCCUGCUCAACCACCCAACCCAAAUUGGCGAAGUCGCCGCUGUGCCCUCUCUAUCGACUGUUGUCGAAUCAAUUGCCUUUUCUACCAUGAAUCCCGCUCCUUCACGCGACGAUCCCCAACUCAUUGGCGCCGAUACUGUCAUAGGAGGUAGUCAGCCUCACGAUUCCGAGCUACAGUUACCGUUUCCCUCCCUGCCUCCUGGAGGUUGGGAUGAACAAGGCAAUCCCAUUUUUUGCGACAUUCCUCGCCCUGAGCCUUCUCUGCCUGAGCGGGCUCGUUCUGAGCUGGCUUUUGACGAGUGGGUCAGUGAUGAGCAAGUUGCCCCUGAUACCGCUGUGCUUCCGCCCUCUCUGUCUCGCUUCGAACUUCAACAGCCUCGUCUGACCGUCCCUCAGCCGCAUCUUGAUGAACAAGGCCAUUCUAACCCUACCCCUCAAGAGCCGGCUCCUGAUCUUUAUGCCGCCGACGAAGUUCUCGCGGACUUUUCUUUUUUCGACAUAUUUGGAGAACCUGGUCCAGCUGGCCUCGCUUCCACUACGCCCGCCAUUGCAGAGCGCGCCGAAGCUGCUUCUCGCAAGCGCGCUACUCCCGAGCCCGCUUCUCCCGAGCCCGUAUCCACCGAAAACGCUCCUGCCCAGUCUGCUCCUGCCCGAGCUCCUGCCCGAGCUCUUUCUGCCAGGCCUGCUUUUCGUGCGCGCAUGCCUAUCAUUGUCGAGAGAGAGUUCCGCGACAAGUACUGCAAAGUCAAGUGCUUGGGCAAGAGUAGAGCGCAGAACAAGCGGAAGAAGGAAGGUAAGCCGGCGACGCGGGCCGGUGGAGGCGGAUCGAAGAAAGGAGAUGUCGGUGGUCGCAAGAAACGCGACGGUAACGGCAAGGGCUCUGGUGCCGCUGGAGCGGUCUUGAACGGCAGGGUCCAAAAGGCGGCGUGA